Molecule: messenger RNA, 612 nt
Organism: Cladocopium goreaui
Lineage: Eukaryota; Dinophyceae; Suessiales; Symbiodiniaceae
Source: the annotation of a GenBank genome assembly
AUGCUUCGAGUUGGGCACCUCUCAUGCCUCGAGUUGGGCACCUUUGAUGCUUCGAGUUGGGCACCUUUGAUGCUUCGAGUUGGGCACCUCUCAUGCUUCGAGUUGGGCACCUUUGAUGCUUCGAGUUGGGCACCUUUGAUGCUCGAGCACCUCUCAUGCCUCGAGUUGGGCACCUUUGAUGCUUCGAGUCGGGCACCUCUCAUGCCUCCAGUUAGGCACCUCUCAUGCCUCGAGUUGGGCACCUUUGAUGCUUCGAGUUGGGCACCUUUGAUGGGCACCUUUGAUGCUUCGAGUUGGGCACCUUUGAUGCUCGAGUUGGGCACCUCUCAUUUGGGCACCUUUGAUGCUUCGAGUUGGGCACCUCUCAUGCUCGAGUUGGGCACCUUUGAUGCUUCGAGUUGGGCUUCGAGUUGGGCACCUUUGAUGCUUCGAGUUGGGCACCUCUCAUGCCUCGAGUUGGGCACCUCUCAUGCCUCGAGUUGGGCACCUUUGAUGCUUCGAGUUGGGCACCAUGCUUCGAGUUCGAGUUGGGACACCUUUGAGUUCUUUGAGUUGGGCACCUCUCAUGCCUCGAGUUGGGCACCUUUGAUGCUUCGAGUUGGGCACCGCUGA